Megalops cyprinoides (Indo-Pacific tarpon) is the source of this 1552-nucleotide messenger RNA. RefSeq names its product zinc and ring finger 1 (gene znrf1). Bases 674 to 1324 code for a protein of 216 amino acids. NCBI's taxonomy places the organism in Eukaryota, Metazoa, Chordata, Actinopteri, Elopiformes, Megalopidae. The record is from RefSeq and is a predicted model, not a curated record. The transcript is spliced from 5 exons.
GGCAGGUCAGACGAACGAGCGCAGAUAUGAGAAAACAGGGGAGCGGCACGCGCUGACCCGAAUCUGCGGGCACACCGAGAACACAGCCGACGCGCACCGUCGGCGGACGGACCGGCAAGAGAGCGGCUGCCAUGGUGUGAUCUACCGAGCUGCACUCCAGGAGAAGACAAUCAUUUCAAAAAAAAAAAGUCGAGGAUACUGCGGAUGAGCGCGGCGGCUCUUGCAGCCGCGGUUUCUCUGUACGCUUGUCAUCCCUGUUGUGAUUUCGGCAGCCUGCCGUGUCAUUCGGCGAAAGGGGGAGAACGUGUUGCGUUUUUACAUUCUCGGCCAUCCUCCGAGGGGAAUUGUACGUUCUGUUUAAUUUGACGGCGAUUGUUAAUCCGCCCUGUGCCGUUUCUUUGUGAGGGUUACUUGGGUCAUUCCGCUCGCUCAUGUUCCGGUUAGGGAAAUACGCUGUUGCGUCUGCUAGGCACAGCUGGUUUAGUCAGACUUGACAACCUGGGUAUUUUUAGCUGGCGUUUGUCGCUGGCAGAAGCGGAUCUGGGGUUUAGAGACCACUGCAGACAGGCGCGUCAGGGGCCGAUUCCGCAGACGGCUCUCGAUUGACAGCAGACCCCCCAAUUUAGCGAAAGUCUCCCCCACCCCCCUCCCCUCCCCGCCCCUUUUCCUUCGGAUGGGGGGCAAGCAGAGCACGGCGGGGCGGCCUCGGGGAGCCUUUCCCGGUGUCUCGACGGAUGACAGCGCGGUGCCACCCGCGGCUCACUUCGGGCACUACCGGCCGGGCGGCACCAUGGGGCUGCGGAGCCGCUCCGUCAGCUCGGUGGCCGGGAUGGGCAUAGACCACAACGCGGCUGUGCCGUUCGGAUUUUACACCGCCCGGGGGACAGGGGACUCGGACAGAGCCGGCGGGGGCUCCAACGGGUCCAACGCCGCCCACGGGAACGGCUUCCAGGAGGCGGGCAGCGGGCACCACACGGACGGUAUGCUGUACCUGGGGUCCCGGGCGUCGCUGGCAGACACCUUGCCCCUCCACAUAGCGCCCCGGUGGUUCAGCUCUCAUAGCGGGUUCAAGUGUCCUCUAUGCUCCAAGUCUGUGGGGUCCAAUGAGAUGGAGGUUCACUUCAUCAUGUGUCUGAGCAAGCCCCGCCUCUCCUACAAUGAUGAUGUGCUGGCGAGGGAUGCUGGCGAGUGUGUGAUUUGCCUGGAGGAUCUGCAGCAGGGAGACACCAUUGCCAGACUGCCAUGUCUCUGCAUCUACCACAAAAGCUGUAUAGACUCCUGGUUUGAGAUUAAUCGGUCCUGCCCUGAACACCCUUCUGACUGACCCACAGCUAACUCUCUACUGCUAUAGGGCACUUUAUGGACCUAACCUGGACAUCUGGAUACUGAAAGCAACCAAAAAUCAUUCAACUAAUCAAUAGAGGAUACAGAACAAAGUGAACCAAAUGAAAAAAAAAAAACAUCAAACCACACUGACACCUCUGAAGGAGACCUGGAGCCCCUUCCCUCCUGCUUUCUGCCCCCCUCCUCCUGCGGCUGCCGCCUCCCUGCC